This is a messenger RNA of Kwoniella shivajii, 3099 nucleotides long. RefSeq lists its product as uncharacterized. The record is from RefSeq and is a predicted model, not a curated record. Gene Ontology annotation, cellular component: kinesin complex; nucleus; mitotic spindle astral microtubule. The transcript has 6 exons. Gene Ontology annotation, molecular function: plus-end-directed microtubule motor activity; ATP hydrolysis activity; microtubule binding. The coding region runs from base 1 to 3099 and encodes 1032 amino acids. Gene Ontology annotation, biological process: microtubule depolymerization; microtubule-based movement; mitotic sister chromatid segregation. NCBI's taxonomy places the organism in Eukaryota, Fungi, Basidiomycota, Tremellomycetes, Tremellales, Cryptococcaceae.
AUGGAUGCUAAUGCAAUCCAAAUUGCGGUCCGAUGUCGACCAUGGCAUCCCACCAAAGAAGCUCCAUUCCUCGCUCAACCGACGAAUCAACCUUAUUUCUAUGGAGACGGGAAUAUAGGUACAUCAUCAGCGAAACCAGUCGCGGCAGGAGCGUUAAGGAAUGUCGUGGAGGUAAUCGACAAUAGAGAGCUGGAUUUUGAUAAACCUCAGGAUCCAAAUGAGAACAAAAGAGGCGCGCCGAUGGUUGGAAGGAGGUACAAAAACAGGAAAUAUGUUUUUGAUCAAGUGUUCAGUAUGGAAGCUACACAAGAACAGGUAUUUGAGAAAACAGCAAAACCAUUGUUGGCAGGUGUACUGGAUGGAUAUAAUGCAACUGUUUUUGCUUAUGGCGCAACUGGGUGCGGUAAAACCCACACUAUCUCAGGAACAGAGGAAGAACCAGGUAUUAUUGUUCGUACGAUGAGGGAAUUGUUCGACUUAGUGGAAGAUACCAAAUUAAAAUACGAAACAUACUUCCAGAUGUCCAUGGUGGAAAUAUACAACGAAUCCAUUAGAGAUCUUCUGAGUGAGGACUAUCCAGCAUGUCCACUUGGAGGUCUGAAAUUAUUAGAGAACGAAAAAGAACGAGUGAAAGUUGCCAAUGUAACCCACAAAACGCCUACUUCAGUAGACGAAGUCAUGGAAGUAGUGAUGUUAGGUAAUGAAAGGAGAAGUACAUCAUUUACGGCACGAAACUCAACUUCCUCAAGAUCGCAUUUAGUUUUACAGAUCAACGUCGUACGAAAUGAAAAAGGAUCAGAAGUUGAUGUCGCCAAAUCUACUGUCACUCAGUCAUCCACUUCUGCAACUUUAUCGAUCAUCGAUCUUGCAGGAAGUGAGAAGGCUUCCGUAAAUAGAGGUCAACGAAUGAAAGAAGGAGCAAAUAUCAACAAAUCGCUUUUAGCACUGAGUGGUUGUAUCUCGGCGCUAUGUCAACCUCCUGUCAGAGGAGUUCGUCAACAUGUUCCUUACCGAGAUUCCAAACUUACUCGAUUACUCAAAUUCUCUCUCGGCGGAAAUUGCAGAACAGUAAUGAUAAACUGUAUCUCACCUAGUUCUAAAGACAUAGAAGAAACAAACAAUACACUCUUAUGGGCCGACAAAGCGAAGAAAGUCUCGACUAAAGUAUCAAGAAAUACAGCUGGAGUGGAACUUCGCACAGCUCAAUGGAUACAAAAAAUCGUUACCCUUGAAGCCACUAUCAAAUCGCUCGAGGCUCAACUAGCUGCUGGACAUAAUGCCUCUUCUGGUAUGCAACAAAGAAGGUUGAAUAAAGCCAGAGUGGACGCUCAAGAUGAACUAAGCAGAGUACAAAAGGAAUUGGAUGAUCUGUUACCUGUAAUACUGGAUGGGUCAGAAAUGGACGCUUUAUGGAAUGCUUCCAUACUGCAAGUCGAAGCGAUAGAAACUAGAUUGGCCGAUAUAGACGUUGAAAUUCAAGCCGGUCGACCUGUUGAAGAUGCUCAACAGGAAAAAAAUCAUCUCCGUUUACUUAUACAACAACAAGACCAAUCGUAUCGAUUCAAUUCUGAGAUUCAAGCUGGCAUCCAAUAUAAAUCCCUCAGGAAUAUAACACUGAACAAUCUAUUGAAGAAAGCUGAAGAGAGAUCAUUCGAUGACGAUUUAUCGGAAGCCAAAUACGAACAUCAAUUGGCCCUUAUGAAACAUCAAGCACACGUGACUAGAAGUGUCGCAGCUGCUAAAGAAAGAGGAUUGAGAGAUUAUAUAGCUCAACAAGCCGAUAUGGCUACUAAAUCGUCCUCCUUACUAUCUCGAUUUUCAAUAUUACUUCGAAAUGAGGUGUCAGCGCUUUCUUCUGGAUCAUCCGACCCCAAUGAGGUCAUUAGAAAGCUUGAGUCACUUGUCCUAACAGUCGAUACGAGCGUCGCUACCUUAUUCGGCGAAUCUUCGGCCACAUUUUCAGUACAGCCACCUAGACUACCGGUCUCUCUUGCUGCUCCAUCUCCUCGUCGACCUUCCGUCAAACAAACAACAUCACCUAGACGAUACAUGAGGAAAGCCUCACCUAGCAAGAGUGCGGCUCUUCGGCCGAGUCUGUUUUCCACCACAACCGCUGCUUCAGCACCUAUAGAAAAGAAAGGUCUUCGUUGGCGUGAUGAAGCAGGGGAAGGGAAAAUCGAUGAUAGAUCAAUAGCUCCUGAUUGUCCGAUCUUCUCCAGUCCAUCUGAAGCAGGUUCUCAAUCAGCGGGUAAUGUGACAGCGGAGACUUCGGCAGAUUGGGAGGAUGUGAGAAAUACGAAACCAAUUUCGCCGAUGAUACCUCCUUCUCUUCGACCCAUAGGCUCGACCUCAACGUUACCUGCGCCAACGUUACCAGCGAGUAGCAGUCCUGCUGAACUUCCAGCAUGGAAACAAAAUCGCUUGCUGAGAGGCUUGGCACCAGCAAUUGAGCCUAUAUUAGAGGAAUCCCCAACCAAAUCACCAAUUGGAUUAGGUAGGCCUGGGUUGAUGGGUCCUCCUGCAAGACCAACAAGACCCGGACCACUGCACGAACUUCAUUCUAUUCAAAGUUCCACUUCAGGACCUAGACCUUCGCUAUCGACUUCAGCAUCCAUGUCAAACCUGCUAAGACCAACAGCGGCUUCGGCUGCAAAAUCGGCGUCUGUUUUCGCAAACGUUAAGAUACCCAUGAGUUCCUUGACUUCUUCUAACACCGAUGGGAAGGGAAAUACCAAUAGUCAUGGUACGAUGGGACCGCCAAGCAACUCGCUUCCCUCGAGAAGAGUGUCAUCGAUUGGUCCUGCCAGACAUGAUAGACCAAGACAGAGGUUAUCAAUGUUACCUGGAUCCGGUCUAAUCCCAGGUAAUACAUCUUCUUCCUCACAUAUACAUAGCGGAGGAGACGCAUCGUUCUCCAACUUCUUCAAGGGUCUCCCCGUACCUUCAAAUGGGAACUCGAGUGUUCUAUCAGGUGGUGCGAAACGUAUAGGUCCAAGAUCAUCCAUACAGCCCCCCGCAUCUGGUUUACCCAGAGGUCCCAGACCCAGUUUCGCAGCCACAGCUGUAGGCGGAGAUGGACCUAAACCGGUCUGGAGGUGA